Molecule: messenger RNA, 1433 nt
Organism: Scleropages formosus (Asian bonytongue)
Lineage: Eukaryota; Metazoa; Chordata; Actinopteri; Osteoglossiformes; Osteoglossidae
Gene: upk1a
Product: uroplakin 1a
Exons: 7
Coding region: 190-945 (251 amino acids)
Cellular component (GO): membrane
Source: RefSeq, a predicted model, not a curated record
UACUAACUGUAAGCAGAGCACGUUUGGCCUCGACGCUGUCAGGUGGGAGAGCCGAGGCGCCACACCUGCGCGCUCCCUUCUCCCGCUCCCGCACUGCUCUCGUUGGCCCGAGACGCGCAGCUCAGCGAUUCUUAUUUGCGCCUUUUCUUUGCCGGCGGACAGGCGCUCGGAGUGCGGACAGCAGCGGCCAUGGCAGGUGGCAAAGGCAUCACUUUGCUCAUGAUCCUUCUCAUCAUCGGCAACGUGUUCACUGCAAUUCUGGGUCUGGCCCUGUUCGCCGUGGCAGUGUGGGUCACGGUGGACAGUUACGGACUCUACCCCCUGACCGCUGUCACCGGGAAAGAUGACAUCUUCGCCGCCUCCUGGAUCGCCAUCUUCACGGGCUUCGCCUUCUUCUGCGUCGCCCUUUUCGGCGCUUUCGCCGCGGCGCGGAAGAGUCGCCGCAUGAUGCUCGUGUACCUGGUCUCGAUGCUGAUCGUCUAUAUAUUUGAAUGUGCCUCGGCCAUCACCGCCGCCACUAACAGGGACUAUCUGGUUGGCAACAGUAGCCUGAUGAAGAAACAAAUGCUGACAUACUAUGCAGAUGGCAGUGAUGCCGGGAUGCAGGUCACAAAUACGUGGAACAGACUGAUGUUGGAGGUGGGCUGCUGUGGUGCCGACGGCCCAAUGGACUGGGUGGCCUACACCUCGACCUUCAGGCAGAAGUAUGGCAACACAUACCCCUGGCCACUCAACUGCUGCAACAGGCUGAGCACCUUUGAUGUGGUAGAUCCGAAAAACUGCAAAAUAGGCUAUGCAGACUCCAUGUUCACUCAGGGCUGCUUCAGUUAUAUCGAGUCUGUGUUCAGUCGCUACACCUGGGCGAUCAGCUGGUAUGGCUUUUCUGUCCUCAUGUUCGUGUUCUUUCUCAUGCUGCUUGCCAUGGUGUACUACACGAAGCUCUGAAGACCUUGUCUGUAACACCCUCAACAGCUGUGCGCAGUUGUAUGUAACCCUGGGAUUAACAAGAAAGCCUCAGUGUUUGGAACCGUAUAUGGAGAAGAAAGAAGAAACAGCUCUAGAAUAAAUCAAAGGGACAUUUUAAGAAAAGUAUUAUAUAUUAUUUUUUCCAGCGUCUCCAUAUUGACAUUAAGUAAAGCUUUAGAUAAACAUUUAAAACCGGUCUUAAUAUUAUAUUGUCUAUAUAUGGGUGGUGUUGAGAGAUUUAAAUAAAUCCUACAAAAUGUUAGCUUGGAUAUCGAAACAGAAUCAGAGACGUAAAUGUCAUGACUACAAAAUAUAUACUCAUAUUAAACAUUCUCAUUAAUAAUGUCUUUUAAUGCAGAUCAGUGAUAUUUUGCAUCUGCAAUGCAUUUUGGACAUAUAUGGAAUUGAAAAUUAUUUGAAUAUUCACUUUAUGCCUGUUGCUUUAUUUUUAUGAGUUGAACAUACUA